Messenger RNA from Bipolaris maydis ATCC 48331, 1182 nucleotides. Lineage: Eukaryota; Fungi; Ascomycota; Dothideomycetes; Pleosporales; Pleosporaceae. The record is from RefSeq and is a predicted model, not a curated record.
AUGUGCUUCGGCGGCGACGAAUACCAGUACGAAACUAGGGUUGAAGUCCGCAAUGGCGAGCGCCAGUUAGUCAAGACCUAUCUCCCACGCCAUGGCAUGUCCCGCCGCCGCAGGUACGGAUUCGGUGGCCCUUACUACCCUUCACGAUAUUACGCUCGUCCGCCUUCAGGCCGCUACAUAAACAGGGAGCUCGCCUAUCUGGAUCGUUACCCCAAUGUACCGCUGUCUCAAGACUUUGUUAGAGAUGUGUAUCGCAGAUCCUACUCUGGAUAUGGAUAUGGCACGGGAUAUCACGUUGGAGCUCGCGCUGCUAUGCCGACUCGUUACUCAAUGCAUCGCAGCCCCCAACACCUCCAUCACUUCCCAAAUUCUCAUACGCCCAUUGCCGCAAUGGAGGCAUAUCCGAAGCCUCGCCACCAGUACAUCUACACCCCCCGCUACGGGCAACGCGGCAUCCUCAGCUAUGCGGGUCAAGCUCCCAACGGCGCAGCACCCACGGGCGUAAUCGGCAGUGCCUAUGCCUACGGAGUUGGCUACCCAGCAGCAGCAGUAGCAGCAGCGACCUGUCAACCUGUGGUAUACAACACUCGCCCCUUCUACGGUCCCACCUACCUCUACCCCUACUACAACCCUGGCUACACUUACUACAACUCCAACCUCUACGGCUGCAUAUACCCCCUUGCUAACUUCUACUUCCCCUACCAGCGGUCCUACUACAACACUGUGCCCACCUACGGCUACACAGCGCACGUCUAUCCCCCGGGCCAUGCUACGACGACAACAACAACAUACCACGUAACCAACGCCCAAGCCCCCGUGUACGCCUCACCCACUGCCCAGCUCCUACGCGAAACCCGGCCAGCAUACGCGCACGGCCACGCUUACACGCCGCAAGCCCCAACCCGUGAGGAGAUUCAGCUCGAGAAUCGCCGCAUUGCCACGCAGCGUGGGGCGUAUGAUGCACGCAAGAUUCGGCCGGCAGAUGCCCGCGAUGACGACCCGUUUUGGUGCCGCGAGGUGAAUGGCGAGUGGCAUUUGCGGUCGUAUUAUCAGAUUGAGAAUGAGUGUCAUCCUGGAAGGUGGAUGAUGGAUGCUGAGAUUGGGUUUUUGGUGUUUCAUCGGGCGUAGGUGAGGGCUUGUGAGUGUGGUGUGGAGGUAUUGGUCAGAUUAUGUGGAAUGGGG